AGAAGCACACAACAGUAAGCUGUGCCUAAAGUUCGUAUUAGCAUCUUCUUAAGGCUGCUAGCUACAACUAGUGACUUGUAAAGUUUAAAGAUUUGACUACAAGUAUACACGUAUCCUGUGUUUGCUUACAAAGAGUGAAACAACCGCUUAUCUAACUUAACGAUGUUCGGUUUGUGUCCGUUAUAACGGUAGCCUCCUUCCGACAUGAACUCGUAUCACGUUUUGGAGCUGGUGGGAGAAGGUUCGUUUGGUCGAGUAUACAAGGGAAGGAAAAGAUUUACUGGACAGGUGGUGGCUCUGAAGUUCAUGCCAAAGGUGGGUCGAUCUGAGAAGGAGCUGAGGAGUCUGAAGAGGGAGAUAGAGAUCAUGAGAGAUCUUCAACAUCCAAAUAUUGUCCAACUCUUUGAUAGCUUUGAGACUGAAACUGAGGUUGUGGUUGUAACUGAGUACGCAGAGGGUCAGUUGUUCCAGAUUCUUGAGGACGAUGGGCACUUACCAGAAAGCCAGGUCCGUGAGAUCGCCUGCCAGCUGGUCUCUGCUCUGUAUUACUUGCACUCCCAUCGCAUCCUUCAUCGUGACAUGAAACCACAAAAUAUUCUGCUUGGGAAAAGUGGUGUGGUGAAGCUCUGUGACUUUGGGUUUGCCAGGGCCAUGAGCGUCUCCACCUUGGUGCUGACUUCUAUCAAGGGAACACCACUGUACAUGUCCCCUGAGCUGGUGGAGGAGAAACCGUACGACCACACUGCUGAUCUCUGGUCUCUGGGCUGCAUCCUUUAUGAGCUCCACACGGGGGCGCCUCCGUUCUACACUAACUCCAUCUUCCACCUGGUGCAGCUUAUAGUGAAAGACCAAGUCAAAUGGCCAGACACUAUGAGCGACGUCUGCACGAGUUUCCUGAAAGGUUUGCUGACCAAAGACCCUCAGAAGCGAUUGUCAUGGCCAGACCUCCUGCAUCAUCCCUUUGUUGCUGAUGGUGUUUUAGUGCUGUCAGACACAGGCCUUUUCAGCCCUCUGACAGUCUCACCCAGCCCGGACAUGAUGGCACUGAAACUUCAGCAAGUGGCGGCAAAGUCGGCGCCGACUCCUGGAGGGAGCAGAUUGUUGCGAAAGGCCAUAGAACAGAUGAACAGAGGGAAACCAGUGAGCAGUGACAGUGUGAAAAAAAAGAAGGAUGGAGUGGGAAAUGAAAGGGCCAACUCUGCAAUGGUAGCACCAUCCCCGAGAGCCAAGCCUCGCUCCGGUGAUGUCUCUGUUACCUCAGGCCACUCGAUCAUGACAGCUGUCAAUCAAAGCCCCAACCCUAAGAACCAAGGCAGCGUGAGAUCAAAACACAGGGGACAGAUCAGCAGGGACUAUGAACAGGAGUUCCCCUCCGUAGAGGUCGGGCCGCGACUAGAGCAGAGAUGCAAUGAGGACAGUCAGACCGCACUGCAGAGGCAGGAUGUUGACAGUGAGCACUAUUGGGAGAAACUGGUCCAAGAAUCAGAUCCAAGCAGACAGCAGAGAGAACUAUUAAACCACAGUGCCAUUAUACUUAAACUAAAAUCCAUGAUCCAGGCAUUUAAAGCUCAGUCAUCAGGUGGCGCUGUUAAAGAAUCAUGGCGGAUUCAACUACCACUGAAGGUCUUACGCAACCUUAUUCUGACGUCUGACCUCAAGAAGUUGUACCACAUUGGUCAGGAACUCGGACUACCCCAUGUCCUCUUCAACCUGGUCAAUGAUGCUGUAGAAAACUCAAAUUUCAUCAAGCAGCCAUGGAGUGUCCCAGCACUUGGAGAAAUGAUUGUUGUGCUUAUGAUCUACUGGGAGAAACACCCUGACUCUGUGGAAGAAGAGCACAGUAGACUGGAAGAGUUCACCAAACCCUUCAUCACAAUUCUCAAUCAACCAGACCUCAUUCCUUUGGCACCUCUAGCCGCCUCUGUUUUGUCUCUAUUGACACAACACGGUGUUUAUGUCGAAGUUGAUGCAGACAAUCUAACGUCCGCGCUGAAAAACCUGCUUUUGGACUCGUAUGAGCCCCAGCUUUCUCUUCCUCCUGGCUGGGGACUCUGUGAUGGCCUCCUGUCUUUACUCCUACACACACUCUCUGAGCUUGAACAUGGCUCAGGAUCUUCAUGUUUAGAUUCAGCAAUGUUUUUGGAUCUAUGGAAAAAAAUAGGCACUUCACUAACAAGGACAUCACCAGACGCAGACUUCUGUUCGGCAAAUGGGCUGCAUUCCUUUCUGUCUACUGCGCUGUUUGUCUUCACGAAGGACCCAUACUCAUGCAUUCCUCUGUUUUCUGACCACGAAUCAAAAUGUGUAUACACCCUUGGCCGGCUGCUGGGCACUGACAGUCUUCAUUUGUUUGCUGAGGGCAGUCCAGGGACACAUGAGCUGGAUCUGAGUCACAACAGCCUGUCCGUGUUGAGCUGCCACUUGUUGUGCUUUCCAUUCGCUCUGGACCUGCCUUCACACACCAUGUCUGCAAUUUUACAGCUGUAUGACAGUUGUGGUAUUGUUGUGUGCCUCCUGCAGGUAAUUCAAACUCUUCCUCCUCCGCUGUUAGAGCUGCCUCUCUCCCUGCUGAGCCGUUUACUCCUCUGUGACCCCGAGCGUUCUGUUUCCCGCCUCGGAAAAGCUGCUUGUGGUUUUUUUGCGCCAGCCGGGGACAGCAGGCUCACUGCCUCCAAACACCAGACUCCGCUGAGCAGAACUGCCAGCUCACUCCUCUCUGACUUGCUGCAGCUGGAUGUGCUGUGGGACUCUGCUGUGGAGCUGUUAACUCUGCUGUCCCAAGUAGCUCGUUGUUCCCCCUGGCCUGCCCGCUCUCAGCUUCACCUGAAAGCCUCAGUGCUGCAGCAGGCGCUGGCUCACUCUUAUGACCAGAUCAGGGCUGCCACAUGCAGACUUUUAGGAAAUUUGGAUCCAUUCAGGCCUCCCACGCUGCACACCCUGCAACCUGACAUUUUCAAAAGCAUGAUAAACUGUCUCCAUGACUCCUGCACGCCUGUCCGGCGGAUGGCUUGCAGGGCAGUCGGGAACUGGUUGGGAUAUAUUGCGGCAGGGGCAGGGUUUAAAAUGGGUAGGUCCAAUGGAAAGGGCAGUGACAUGUCAGGGUGGGGCAAAGGGAAGCAACAAAAUAAACACAAGUGUUCACACAAUGUGGCAGCAGGAGAUUUGUCUACUAUAGUAGAACAGGGAGUGGACGAUGAGGAGGGGCGCAGGUGGUUAGAGGAAGCCAGGAGGACGGCGGCCAUGCUGGCGCCUCUGAUCACUGACCCUGAUGCCCUCACACGUCGUCACUGUUGCGCAGCCCUGGGAAACCUGGUAAAGGUUGAUGGAGCUUUAUCCUUGUUGUUGGAAGAGGACGUGUCCAGCUUACUUCUGAGAGCGGCAUGCACGGAUUCCCAUAAUGCAGUGAGACAAGCUGCCAUAGCAACCCUGUGCCUGUACAGCGAGCAGGACGCAAUACGUCAGGUCCUGAGGUCCCUUGAUGCCAGUAAGAAACUUCUCCAGGCAUCACAACACGCACCUCCACAGUGUGACUAUCACCAGCUCAUCGGACAGCUGUGAGUGAGUCCACUUCACUGGGAAUAACAGGUUUAAACACCAUGUGUAAAUACCUCUUCUCCCUCUUUUCUUUACGUCUUCCUCCAGUGUUAAGCAGUGUGGUAGAGGACUACAGACAGCAAUCCCUUGUAUUAAUUUUGUAAGUUUUUUUUAUAUAAAAGUGAACUUAAUACAUAGAAUCAAAACGGUGCAAAUUAAAAGUUGCCUUUUUAAAUGGAGAUCUUUGUUGGGUUAACUGAAACUGUGGCUGUGUUAUAAUAAACUUGUUACUGUUAUCUGAUGUUUCAUUUAAUGACAGGUUGUUCAAAUUUCAUUGAGAAAUAACUUUGUGGCUCAAAGAUAUUGACGGCAGAUUUUCUUUUGUAUUAGAAGAGAUUAUUUUUAUUCUUUGCUCUCCACAAUAAUAAAGAGGAAUGACGAAUAUGUGGUGUAAUAAA
Epinephelus lanceolatus (giant grouper) is the source of this 3992-nucleotide messenger RNA. RefSeq names its product serine/threonine kinase 36 (fused homolog, Drosophila) (gene stk36). The record is from RefSeq and is a predicted model, not a curated record. NCBI's taxonomy places the organism in Eukaryota, Metazoa, Chordata, Actinopteri, Perciformes, Serranidae. Gene Ontology annotation, molecular function: protein kinase activity; ATP binding. Gene Ontology annotation, biological process: protein phosphorylation; smoothened signaling pathway. Gene Ontology annotation, cellular component: cytoplasm.